AUGAAAACCGACCUGGAGCUGGCGCUGGAAUGCGCCGUCAACGUCUACCACCGGUACGCGGCACGGCGCCCCGUGGACGACUACCUGAGCCUGGGGGAGUUCUCCAGGCUGCUCAAGGAGACGGCCGAGCCCUUCCUGAAGAACACGGUGCCGCCCAAAACGACCACGGACAACUACAUCAAGCAGCUCUUCACCAAAGCCGACGCCAACCACGACGGCCGCCUCAAGUUCACCGAGUUCCUGACCACGCUGAGCCUCGUGGCCAUUGAUGCCCACAACAGGUCCCACCAGGGCCCUGGUGGUGACCAUGGCCACGACCACGGGCAUGGCCACGACCACGGGCAUGGCCAUGACCACGGGCAUGGCCACGACCACGGGCAUGACCACGGGCAUGGGCACAGCCACCGUCGCUGA
Messenger RNA from Zonotrichia leucophrys gambelii, 414 nucleotides. Its product is annotated as protein S100-A9-like. Lineage: Eukaryota; Metazoa; Chordata; Aves; Passeriformes; Passerellidae. The record is from RefSeq and is a predicted model, not a curated record. The transcript has 2 exons. Gene Ontology annotation, molecular function: transition metal ion binding; calcium ion binding. The coding region runs from base 1 to 414 and encodes 137 amino acids.